Messenger RNA from Patiria miniata (bat star), 6419 nucleotides. RefSeq names its product GREB1-like protein. Lineage: Eukaryota; Metazoa; Echinodermata; Asteroidea; Valvatida; Asterinidae. The record is from RefSeq and is a predicted model, not a curated record. Gene Ontology annotation, biological process: multicellular organism development.
GUAUUGCCCCUCGCAUGGUCCUCGACGUCCUCUGACGUCACAGGUCUAGUCUAGACCAGACGGACGGUCCGUCCCCGAGUAGAUAAAACAAGGCACCUGUCGACCUCAAAAACAGCCCAACGUGUGCGGACACCACGAUGGGCAACUCGCAGGGUCAGCUCAAGUCCUCCAAGUUUGAGACUGCUCUGCACAUGUCGAUCGAGCAGUCCUUACGAUCCAACACCACCACACCGCAACCGCUGUUCUCCCAGCUGUACUUGGACAAAGAUGUGAAACCCAAUGUCAAAGAUCUUGAACCUCAUCAGAUAUCCGGGGAUGCAUCACGGAGGGAGUCCAUCUCGACCACCGCCUCCUCCACAUCCUCGGCCCUGCCCCUCCCCAGCCCUCUAGCCUCCCAACCCCGCCCGGCGGAAUCAAUGAAGCCCCUCCCAUCCCGUCUCCCUCCCCCGCCGAUUGUCUCCCACCACUCGACCUCCAUCCAAUCGCCGGUUCCCAUGCCUGUAAUACUGACCUCGCCUAGACUCCCUAACCAGCCGCUGACCCCCCAUCACCUCCCCCAGCAACGCUUCGUGCUGCCCUUCGUGACACAACCCCCGCCCCCGCUUCAACAAAUCCAGCACCCGCGUUCGUCACAAGAGGGCGGUGUCAUGUCGCACAGCCAGUCCUCGUCCACGUCGACCUCGAGGCAAGGCUCGCCACGUUCUGCAAAUGAAGAAUCGCAACCGCUGUACAGACGAGAGUACUUGGAUAACGUGGGGAUGCUGUACAACACUCUGACUGGCGGUUGCCAAGAAGUUGGAUUUUGCCAAGCUGGUGCAGACAUCCGCCUGACAGAGUUAAGCGAGAGGCAGUUUGACGUUCCCAAAGGCUUCGUUCUGGUCGGGACCAAGUCGCCGUAUCUGCCAGAGAACAUCCUAGUUGCUGCGGUGGAUGCCCGAUUCCUCCCAGACCCAAGCACAUCACUUGCUCUGCUUGGAUUCAGCGGCAAUUGUGUCGGCUGCGGAGAGAAAGGUUUCCGCUAUUUCACUGAGUUCUCUCAUCAUAUCAACCUGAAGCUGACGACCCAAGCCAAGAAACAGAAACACUUGAAGUAUUACUUGGUGCGCAACAAGCAAGGCCAACUCGUUAGAGGACCCAACAUUCCCUGGAAAGAAUGCCGCAAGACAAGUUUCCCUGGUUCACAGGGCGUUUACAUGGGAACGCCGCCCCCCAACGUGAGCAUGCCUCAAACAUCAGUGAUAGUACCACGCCAGGUUAUGAGUCCCACAGCGAACAUCAGUUACCACGGCAACCAGGCCUCAUCCUCAUUUCAACCAAAGACGUCGCCCUCGGCGACCAUCAACCACUACGGGACGGCCCCUCCGCACGACACGUCCGCCCCUACCCACGGCCCGAGUAAAACGGCCCAUCUCUAUUCAAGUGGGACUCCUCCACUGAUGAAGGCGGGGGAGCCCAGCUCUCACCAGCAGCCCAUCAAGAAGAGGCAUCGGUUCCAUAGUCUGGACGAGGAACGGCUGAGAGGUGAUCAGUUUGUCAAUGGCUCACCGACUCACCCACCCAAGCGGCCCGCCAUCGCCCCUCCGCCCCUCCAUCCCCAUUUCAUCCCCCCGCCCCUGACCAGCGGGCUGCAGGACACCUCCUUCAUCACCCCCGGCCUGGCCGAAGCCUGCUGCUCCAAGGUCGUCAUCCUGGACUGCAGCGGCAGCAUCCCCAUCUUCCACGGCUGCGUCGGCGACAUCGUGGUCAGUCCGCUGUUCCGUGAGAGCUUGAAGCCGUCGCAGCCGAUCACGGCCCACGUUGCAGAGAGCUUGAGUCUGCUGGGCAUGCAGAGCAUCAACUUUGAGACCAUGGCGCUGGUCAUGAUCCAGUAUUUUGUUCAGCUUGGGGACCGCAUUCCAAGUAGAGAAGAACUGGACUUCGCUCUCCUGAAGGCGCGUCAGGACACAAUAAUCAAGGACCUAGGGGGUCAGCAUAAUAUCCCACAAUUCACCACGGUUGCCCCCGCCCAGUUGCCGCUGCUCGCCAAGCUGGCUGUGGCCACCUCCGAAGGAAGGGUCAAAAUUGUUAUCGCCCAGAGCUCCAUAGCAGAAGGCGUCUCAGAAACCCUCAAAUUGCAGGUUGCGAUGGGACCAAAUGAACAGCGCCCUCUGUACUAUGUUAUCAUCCAUGUUUCGCGGCAGCGAGGCACGGAAUUCUGCAUUAUCGUUGUCGGUUGCCACCAAGCGAGGGCACUAUUGGAAGCUCGGCUAUCAGCCCCAGAGACCUUCAAAGAGAUCAGUUAUGAGAUCAUCACUGGAAAGAUACAACUACUGACCAAUCACUUCAGCAAGAACAGCCCAGUUGGUCAUGACAUCGACAUACUUCUGGAGUCGUUUUCCGCCACUUUGGAAGGAGAGGUGUUUGUGCCGUUCAACGGAGAACUGCUCCAGAGAACUGAAGAGAGCGUUGCCAAGGAGAUGGAAGUUAGCACAAUGAAAGAGUACGCCCCCGAGCCGUUUAAACUCCACCCCCAGCAGAUAGCCACUGCGAUGAAGAUCCUGUCCCAGGUCUGCGCCAUCGCUGACUCGGAUCAGAUGGCUCUGGAUCUGGGUCGCUUCAUCAAGGUGGAUUUGCUCUUCAUUGUUCCUCCGUCUCACAUGUUGUACCAUCAGACCAUCACGAGACUCAUCGAAUCCAAUUUACUAGUCGACCUCGGACUGACUACCGCCAAUAACCAGAAGACCGCAGAGCAGUACGUCAUGCAGUGCAACACGUCCACAGAGAACCAGGCCAAGUUUGACAACUUCAUCAGUAAAGUCAAGAUCAUGCCGCACACGCUGUUUGUCCUGGUGCAAGAUCAGGCACAUCUAGAUAUCUCCAGGUAUUCAGUCAGUCAGCAACAGCAGGGGGGCAUUGUACAUCGCUACACCAAUUGUCUGGAUGUACUGGACGCACCUAACAUUCUGACCCUGCAAGUAUCAGGACUACCCUACAACCUCCAGACAAAGAAAUCCCGUAUCCCUCCACAGAAUGAGAUCUACAUGUCAUCAACUGUCAAACAGUCAGCUCCCCAGCCCGAAGUUGACCCCACUUACUUCGGCAUGGAGGAAUACUGCAACACUUUGUACUGGAGCAAUGAGGCACCGUUACUGCAGUAUGAUAACGUCUACGAGACAAUCGUCGAGUCGCUCUUGCAGAGAUACCCCAAGCUACACAGCAUGGUGGUCUGCACCUACUUAUUGAUCCGUCAAUACUCGGCGGCGCUCAUGUCACUUGCUGGCAUCCCCGAGAUACGAGAAGAUACGACUAGUAUCAGCUUCAAGAUUCUUCAGGAUCUCGUGACCGCACCUCUGGAAAGCGACAGCGGACAGGGUCACAUGAUCUUGCUGCGCAUCCCGUGCCCCCAGCUGGCCAUCCUUGCGCACGACAAGCUGCGCACCGUGCGCGACAAGCUCGGCUUUCAGUACCGGCUGGACAUCCUGCUGUGUGGCAGCGAUCAGGAAUUAACUGUCGACGAAUACUUCCUGAAGAGACUGCAGACAUGGCGAGGUGCGGAUAAAUCCUGGAAGCCACAGACUUACGAAGACCUGGACGGAUUACCGUGUAUCGCCAUUCUGACUAACAAGACGAUAACUGGCGAAACAAUGCCCAGGUCGCUCAGGGCUGUUGACCUGCGCCUGGUCAACCACGGCGUCUUUGACCUCUCCAGUCUGGAGCAGGAGCUGGGCCUAGCCUGCCGCUACAUCCCGGCGGACGCCAUCGAUCCCGUCGUCACGGUAACCGAGGACAGCGACAACGAUGACGAUGAUGAUGGGGAGAGCGAGAGCGGAAUGGAGUAUGAGCUGGCAGCCCCCGCUGGGCUGCACAUUGACCUGGGGUCACAGGCCGAUAACAUGUCAACUAAAUCAGAUCCUGCGAGUAGUGCACGGUCCACACCCAAACUGAGUGUAGCGGCAGACACGACGGCCCGUCUCUCGACCUCCUCCCACGGCAGUGACAAAGACCAGGCCCCGCCCACUCCACAAUGCAGUAACGUCAGCUCCCCUCCGCCGCCCAUCACCCCCGUCAAGCCGCUCACCCCUUCCAAGCAAGUGGUGCAUUCCACCCCUCCCUCCACCAGCCUGGAGUCCAUCGGCAUGGUGACCAGUUCGGUUCCCAUGGUGACCGAGCCCCUGAGUCUCCAGCCCGAGACCGAGGCCGUGUCGGACGCGGAGGAGAGUUCCGCAGUCAAGGAGGACAGAGAAGUUGAAGGGACGGGCCGAUGCGAGAGAAUUGUUGAGGAUAGGAUAGAGCGCCCUCCAUUGGUCAUUGUGUCGCAGUCGGUUUACGAGGUCGUCAGUGGGAAACACGAAAAGAACGCCAAUUGCACUGCUUCACUGGUCCCCAGCUGUGAUACCAUGUGGUCCACCACGUUACGGCCGGUCCCCAGCAAAGAUCCAGAGAUUAAGAGCACGUACUACCGGCAGUGGACGGAGCCGAAGACGCAUCACUACGACUACGAACGAAAGGGGGAGGGUAACAUCGCAUACCAUCCACGGAGAUUGCUUCUGUAUGGACCGCCAAAGGUCGGCAAAACGGGGACCUUCUUUCACUUCCUUCGAGUCUUGUCGCGCAUGUUGAUCCGACUGCAAGAAGUUGAAGUCGUAGACGAGGACGAGGAGGUGGAAGCGCCCUCGGGUGAUGAGACUAUGCCGGGCUCGGCGGCCGUCAAGUGGCCUGACUACGAGGCCUUGGUCAAGAUGCCGUUUGAUUUCACUCUCAGAAAUAGUAUAUUCAAGAACCAUAGCCCUAUAUGGACAGAAGACGUCAAACUUGGUAAGCCCAAUUCCAGUGAUGCCGAGGGACCCAGGAAGCCGUCCACAAUUUCUGUCAGACUGACCAAGUACAGUGCGCACAACGCCUUCCAUCAUUGCGAUCAAUGCCUCAACUAUAAAGACAUCUCAGCAGUCGAGGCCCGAGAAACCAAAGCAUACAGUAUUCGCCUGUCGUCCGUUCUGUUUGGCAAGGAUCUAGAGUUGCAGUUCAUCAUUCCACCUCAACAAGAGAAACAUUUUGUAUUCAACCAGCGAACCGGUCAGAUGAUGAGUAUGGUGCUACCCAUCAUGAGUGAACAGGGUCCAAACGCCGUCAAGACGCCCAUCUUCAUGUGGACGUUCGGACGGCACGAGCACGGCCUGAUCAACCUCCACCACGCUAUGGAGGGACGCAAACACGUCCAUGUCCUGGUCUGCAAACAGAAAGACGCGCUAGCCUAUGAGAAGCAAUGGCCAAAUCAUAUCAUACUGGUUCUACCGACAGUAGUCAACGAUGCUGGGCCUGGUGCUGCCAAGUACUUCAUCAAGGAGUUGGCUUACAACAACCUGCAGCUGGAACGCAGCCGACAGGAAGAGCUGGGAGUGAACAGACAAGAAGUCUGGCCGUUCAUCAUCAUCACCGACGACUCCUGCUUCUCCUGGCACGAAUGUGUGCCGGGCAAGAAUGAUUCAAGAAUUGAUUCCCUAAUCUCAUUGAAAACCUUGAUCGAGGAAGUGGAGGCCAUACCCAAGCUGGUCAGCUAUGCUCUGAUUGGCUUCCAGCAAUGGGCCAGCAGGUCAAAGGGCACGGUCAGAGGUCAACCCUUCUCACGAGGUCACCUGUACAAUAUGGUCUUCCUGAAUCUGGAGGAGACGCAGAAUGUCCAGUAUGAUCACCACAGAUUUUUCAACGAGGACGUGGAUUUCAAUCUCCGCGCCCAGAGCAGCUCACUACUUCUGUGUCAGAUCAAUCGAUUUUCGGUCAUGAAGAAACUCAUUCACAUCGGUGAUGACAUCAACGUGAUACCGUGCUCUAAGUCGUCUCCAGCAGGGAGUGGCCAUUCCAGGACCAAGAUCCAAUUCCGUAACUACGUCUCCACCCCCGACAGCGAGGAGCUCGUACCCCUCCUGGCCCCGCCCCAGUACCUCCUCGAACGCUUCCUGGAGAACAAGAGCGGGGAACGACUCUUCCCGUUGGCCGUCAGCAACUCGGAGAAUCCUGUGCUGCUCGUCGACUGUUACUUGAAUCUUGGGUCACAGAUUGCCGUUCAUUUUGUGAGUUCCCGGCCCCACUCUGUCAACACCACUCCAGACAAUCUCAUGUUCAGCGGCCUCCUCCUGUACAUGUGCGAUGCGUUCGUGGAAAGUACUUUCCUCAAGCAAUUCCAGUUUGUGUCUGGUGCCAGACUCUGUCUCAUCAGCCCAGACAGGAGCACCUUACGGCGUCAAGUCGUCCGGUUAGACCUGGAAGAUCGCUGGCGAUUCCGUCUGAGGGACGAAUUCCAAACGGCCAACAGGACCGAAGAUCGGCCGCUAUUCUUACUUACAGGGACAUAUGGUGACUAAAGAUACAGCUCGUAUAACGAUGUAUAUAAAGCACUCAUGUAUGUAUCUGAUCGGAUACGAUUCAAAAUGUACCAAAGCACG